Messenger RNA from Mytilus trossulus (common blue mussel), 2368 nucleotides. Its product is annotated as PHD finger protein 24-like. Lineage: Eukaryota; Metazoa; Mollusca; Bivalvia; Mytilida; Mytilidae. The record is from RefSeq and is a predicted model, not a curated record. The transcript is spliced from 7 exons. Bases 220 to 1428 code for a protein of 402 amino acids.
CAAUGUUUUCAUGACUUUAGCAGUUAAUUGUAUUGGUUAAAUAUAUUUAUAUAAUACUGACAGAAUUCAAAGUAUUGAUCUACAUAUCGUGACUGGGAAAACAACGGAGAGAGACAGUGUUAGUUCUGAUAGCGGAAAGUUUUGUGGGAGGAGAUUAUGUGAAGCGUGUCGUCAAAUCACGUGUGAUUAUAACUUUUUGGAUACUAUGUUGCAUUAAAUAUGGGUUCAGGAGUUUCAAGAGAAGAUGAAGAAAAACAAACAAAUCUCAGGGUUAAAGUUCAAGCAGUGACAGCGUUCGAAUUAGCUGGACGUAAACACAGAGAAAAAAGAAAAUCUCCGCUGGAUAAGCGUAAAACAAAACAGAAUGGAAAGAGUGAAGGAAGUAAACAAUCUGGAUGGGAUCGUGCAAGAGAGAAAAGUUUAUCCAAAUUACACGUAAAGGAUACGUCUUUAAGACUUAGUGAUUUCAAUAAGAUUACACGUAAAACUCAAUUAGACGAGGAGGAUAUUAAACCAGUUGACAUUCCAUAUAUAACAUCAGAGAAGGUACAGCCAGAGGAACUCUGCCAUGUAUGCAGCGUCUAUACUGGUCGUGAGACAUACCCUUGUCGGAUAUGCUACAAAGUCUAUCACGAAGGCUGUCUAAGGAAACUAGGACAGUGCAAAGAUCCUGCUUCCUCGGCUUUGUUAAAACGAGCCGUCAAACCUGUUGGAUGGAGCUGUCAUAAAUGUGACAACCUGAGUAAUGUUUUAACAGAAGAAGAAAUGUGUAAUUUAAUGGCAAUGUUUGAACGACACGAAGUCAUGCGAGAUUCCAGUAUAUCAUUAGAAGAUUAUUUAGAUUUUCGAAAAAGAGUGUUUAACGAACUGACUAAUUCUGAAAUGGAACGUGAACAGAUUCAAGAAGAAACUAGGACAUACCAUCGGGUAGAUAAAGAUAGCACUGGGUCUAUCACGUGGUGGGAGUUUCUUAAUUUUGAAACAACACGAAUGUUGCAACAAAGGCAUAAAAACUCAUUGCUACAUUUACUACACAAACGCGAGAUAGAACUAGCUAGACGACUAUUCCAGAUUUACGACGAGGAACAUGGUGGCGUAAUAUCAGAACAGAACGCACGAAAGGCCAUAGCAACAUGGUAUACAUUGUUUCUUGAACCAGACGAAACACUACAUGGAUAUGCAAUAAUGUCACAAGUAAAAACAGAAGAUAUAGGCAAGGUGAUUACAGAAAAUCUAACGUUUACCAUGGACGACGACACCAGCAGCGAAAGGACAAUGUCAUGGAACGAUUACCUAUUGGAGUUAGCAAUAUAUAUUAUAGCGGCACGUUCGAAUCUAAGCCCAGUACCGGUAGAAGGUUCCGAAUGGACUAAAUCUGUAGUUGUGUCAACAGAAAUGGAUUGUGAUCUUAAACGGACUUCAUUAUGAUAUUCACAUGACAAUAUUGUAACAUUGAAGGUUACACUAAAACAUUCCAUGAUGCCAAGACUAUUGCAGUAUUUUAACUUUUAUGCAAUAUUUAACUCUAUGAAAACAUUAAUGUAUGAGAAAGUAAAUGACAGAUUAGCUAAUAUAUCCAUUCAAAAUAUAUCUAUAUAUUUUGAAAGUAUUAAUUGUUGGUAUCAGAAGGGAUAUCAUCGAGUACUCGAAUACUCGAGUAUCGUUCGGUAGAACCGAGUAUCGAAUAUCAAAUUAAUACUGGAUUCCUGUUAGGGCAGUGUCCCUGUUUCCAUAAAUCUGAUUUUCUAGUGAAGCAAAACGGAUGAUUCAACAGUAAUCACUGAAUACUCGCUAUUCUACAUUGCCGUUUAGAAAUGUCUCCGAAAUUUCUUUUUUUUGUUUUACAUCAGAACGGAUUCGCGAGAUGUUUCAUUAAAAGUGGUGAGCUACACACCAGAACAGCUUUUCUGGACCGCAACUGUCAACUCGCUCCGUGUGCCUUUGGUCCUUCCCGCAAUAUCGAUAACGUACUGACUCAUUGUUACACUUUUUGUUUUCCCGUUUUAUAGAUAUAUUACUGAACAAGUGUUCGUGUAUCGCUAGAUAAAACGAGUACUGAAUUAGUAAUUCUUCACCGAGUUGACAUCCUUAAUGUUUACAAUGAUAACAGAAAUAAUAUCCCUUUCACUUACUUUGGUGGCUAUAUGUAAAUUCCGAACGUGCAAAUUUGUUUUUAAUCUGGUACGAAUAGCAUGUAACUACAUAUAUACAUGCUAGCAAUGUACAAUUCUUCUUCAUAUAGUACAAGCAGUAAGCUGGAAAAGAAAACGUUAUGCAGAAUUGCAAAUCCUGGUACAUAUUUCAGUAUGAAACCGCUUGUUUUAUUGUUAUGAAUUAUUGUAAAAACAAUUAAUAAAUAUGCAAGGUA